CGGAAGCUGCACGUGGUUUUCAGGGCGCCACGUGGGCGGAGGCUGGAUUCGGAAGGCUCCCCCCCCCCCUCCGUGCCAGCCCUGCCCUCGCUUGGCCGCCCUUCCCGGGGGAAGCGACAUGGAGGAGGAGGAGGAGGAGGCGGCUCCGCGAAGGCGGCAGCUGCCGGAUUCCAACGCCCGGUACCGGGACAGGAGAUUCUGGGACUCGCGGUACCAGGACGAAGGGGCGGCUCCGGCCGAAUGGUUCGGGGGCUUGGAGCGAUUCCGAGAGCAGCUGGAGGCGGAGCUGAGCCCCGGUGAUCGGAUCCUGGUUCUGGGUGAGUUGCCUGCCUGCCUGGAAGCGUGGUAUGGUCUGUCACAUUAUUAUUGAUCUCAUAUUCUUUGUUGCGUUUUAUAUCCCACCCUUUUCACCAAAGAGCUCAAGGUGGUGUCCGUGGUUCUCCCCAUCCUCAUUUAAUCCCUGCCACAACCCUGUGAGGUAGGUUCGUAGAGUUGGAAGGGCCCUCCUAGGGUCAUCUAGUCCAACCCCCUGCAAUGCAGGAAUCUCAAUUAAAGUAAAGUUACCAGAUUUUUUUCAACGAAUCCGGGGACACUGUUCAGCUUCAAUGGAUUUUGUAUUAUAAUAAUAAUAAUAAUAAAAUAAUAAUAAUAAUAAUAUAAAAUUAAUAAAAUGAUAAUAAAAUGAUAAAAUUAUAUCCCACCCUCCCCAGCUGAAGCCAGGCUCAGAGCAGCUAACAACAAUAAAAGUAACACAGCAUUCUAAAAUCAAUUCAUUCUAAAAUCAAUUCAAAAUCAAAUUAAUGGCAGCCAUCGGGCUAGAGUUCUGUGAGGACUGAUUUGUAAAUCUGGGGACUGUCCCCGGGAAACGGGGAUGUCUGGUAACCUUAAACUAAAGGAUCCAUUACAGGUGGCCAUCCGGCGUCUGCUUAAAAACCUUCUGGUAAGGAGAGUCCAUCGCUUCCUGAGGGAGACAGUUCCACUGUUGAACGGCUCUUACUAUCAGAAAGUUCUUCCUAAUGUUUAGUCAGAAUCUCCUUUCUUGUAUCUUGUAUCUUGGUUUGUGUCCUACCCUCCGUAGCAGGAGAAAACAAACUUGCUCCAUAUUCCAUGUGACAGCACUUGAGAUAAUUGAAGAUGGCUAUCAUCUCUCUGUCUCUUCUUUUCCAGGCUAAGCAUACCCAACUCUUUCAACCGUUCCUCAUCAGGCUUGGUUUCCAGUCCCUUGAUCAUCUUGGUCACCCUCCUCUGCACACCUUCCAGCUUGUCAAUAUCCUUGAUAGGUUAGGCGGAGAGGCAGGCAGUGACCGAUCCGAGGUUCCUUGUGAGCUUCAUUGCCGAGCAGGAAUUUCAACACUGGUUUCUCCCAGGUGCUAGUCCAACACUCUAAUCCAGGGGUCGGCAACCUAAGGCCCAUGGGCCACAAGCGGCCCACAGGGGUUGUUUAACCAGCCUACGAGCCACCCACUUGGCAAGUCCCCGUGCACUGUACUAAACCGGUGCAACGCGAUGCAGGGACUCGCUUUCGUGGUGCCGGAAAUUGCGGGCGCAUGCGCUCCGGCCCACGGAGGGAUCUCUGCUGGAGUGAACCGGCCCAGGCAAGGUAAACCUUGUCAACCCCUGCUCUAACCACUACAUCACACUGACUCUUAUUGUUAUUAUUAAAUUUGUUACAUGCUUUACCUUCCUCAGAGCAGUCCAAAGCAACCAACCAGACAAUUGCUAUUGGCAUCAGUCAGUUUCAGGAGACAAUGGAUGUGUGCACCUUUGGGGGUGAGGUCAAACUCUUGGAAGGUUGCAUAGCCUGCUUGUGGCUGUGGAAACUGAUGCAGAAGAGACAUGUUUUGUUGCAGCUGGGGCAGAUGAAGGCGUCUGGUUGUGCUGCUACAGAUCCUCUGUGGCAUUUCUUCUCUCUGCGCUCCUCCCAGCUGUCAUUCCAUGUCUCCAGGCACUACGGUCAUUCUCACACUGCGGGCUGGAUGUUGCCAGUCUUCACGUCACGUUUGCAGACAUCUUUGUAGCACAGUGUGACACAUAGCAUUCAGACUUGGAGUAAGACCCUGGGGCCCUUUGCCAACAUGGCACCCUUCAGGUGUUUUGAACUUCCAGCAACCUCAGCCAGCUAGCUUGGGCUGCUGGGAGUGAGUUUCUUCGUUUACUUGUUUGUUUCAUAAAACUUCAUGGGCUGCUUGGCUGUAAAAACAAAACAAAACCUCAAAGGGGUUUAUGAAACGAGAAAGCAAUAAAAUCAAGAAAAAAAUUGCAACCCCACUUUAAAAGGUUACAAUGCUAAAGCAGAUUAGAAUUACCUCAACUUUCAAAGCAUCUGGGUAGGCUUGUCUAAAGAGGGAUGUUUUCAGAAGGCACUGAAAAGAGUAGAAGUCAAGGCAAGGAGUUAUAAUCUGAAACCUCUGAAGGGUGCCAGGUUCGUCAAGGCUGUAUGUGUGCACAAAAUAGCGAAACACACCUCUCACUAGAUUCCAGAAGAGUGCUCUUGUGCUCAGGGCCUGAUUGUGGGUUUCCGGCAGGCAUCUACCACAAAAAGUGGUGGCCUCUCCUUCAUUGGGGGUUUUCAAGCACAGCUUAGAUGAUCAUCUGUCAGGGAUUAUUUAGCUGUGUCUCCUGCAUUGCAGGGGGUUGCGCCAGAGGGCCCUUGUGGGUCCCUUCCGAACAUGCAGUUCUACGAUUCUGUGAUCUGGUUGGCCACUGUGAGAACAGGAUGCUGGGCAAGAUGGGCCAUGGGCCUGACCCAAAAGGUUCCUAAUGUUAUUAUUAACUUUGCUUCUCCUGCAUUUUGGGCUGGUGAUCCUUCCCAUGGAGAUGCCAAGGACUGAACCUGCGAUUGAAGCCAUUGCUCUGCCAACCAACUUCUGCCCUUUCCUAUAAAUAAAAAUAUUACCCUGCUAUGGAUUUGGACAGCCUUUCUCAAGGACCCACUUUCUUCACUACCUUUUACUUUUUGCAGGAGGAUUCAGAAUUCUUUUGAGUUAUAAAAAUGUUCUUAGGCUGUUGCUCCUAUGAGCCACUAGGGGGAAGCAGCAGCACACAGUUGAUCCAUCAGUCUGUUACAGGCAGUGGUCUCUGGCCAGUCGUUAUGAAGUUUGUUGCUCAGCUCUUCCCUGAAGUCUGUGCCUGUUUGUUUGACACUGGUCACUGGUGUGUGUGUGUGUGUGUGUGUGUGUGUGUGUAAACAGUUGCUUCAGUUGAGGCAAAGGGGCAAAAUGUUCAUGCAAUCCUAUGUGUGUCACCUGAGUUGAGUUGCACCACCCUUUUUGCCAGGUUAAUUUAUACCACGUUGCCAGUUGGUGUGUGACUGAUUUGAACUGGCUUAGGAUCCGUGCGCUGCAGAAGCAGCCUAGUCAUGCUGGCCACAUGACCCAGAAGCUGUACGCUGGCUCCCUCAGCCAGUAAAGCGAGAUGAGCGCCGCAACCCCAGAGUUGUCCACAACUGGACCUAAUGGUCAGGGGUCCCCUUUACCUAGGAUCCAGCCUAAGUCUCCCCCACCUGCAACACCUCUUUUUCAGGGCUUAAGAUCUGCCAAUCUCUACUCAGCCAGCUGGGUGGGAUAUGCUAGCCUAUCUCCAGCUGAGCCAGGAUAAGGGAGUUACGCUCAGCCACAAAAACUGCCAGAUCAAAACUCAUCUCAUCCCAAUAGAUCUAGACUUAGGACUGCCCCCUAAGUAUGCAGCUGGUGGAGUUCACACUGGAUAGCAGCCUUGUGGAGUGGGGGAGAGCAGAAGACCUUGCCAUCCUAUCAGCUUAUUAUUAUUAUUAUUACCCUGCCCAUCUGACUUGGUUUCCCCAGCAACAAUUUAGGCAAUUGUUGGGUUUCCAUGAUGCAGCUGAGCUUCAGGAGGAAGCUAGCAUUGCAAGUGGCUCAGAGAAGCCUGUAUUGGGGACUCAGGUGAAUUCUGUUAUACCUAGCAAACACAGUUUCUGCUGAUAGGGUGGUUCCUGCAAAUUUGGUGUAUUUUUCAUGCGUUGCGGUGCUUAAUUCGGCAGGGUUGUGCCUUCCCUGCUUCAGAUUUUAACGAAAUGUGUUUGUUCUUUUGGCAAAGAAAGAAGUGAUGGAGUAAAGUGGGAGAGAAAGGCAGGCCGCUGUCAGGCUUUCCCCUCGCAGUCUUGGGCUAGAAGCUAGGAGAGGAGGGAAAGUUGAAAGGGUUGCAAUUGAAGGUGCAGCUCUUUCCAGGGAAUCUGUGGCAAUGUACUGUAAUUAUUACAUCCAUCUUCACAAAAGAAGUUGCUCCCAUCUCACACCUGGAGGGAAGGGGCUUCACAUCUCUUGAGGUCUUGGAGUACCCAGUUUUCCUACAGAGGGAAGGGAGUGCAAUGGAAACCUUUGUAUUUCUGCUGCAGGGGUGACAUUUUGUAAACAAGCAGUAUCCCGGUUCCUCCUGGCUACCACCAGAGGGCAGUGUGAAUAGAUGCUUCAAUGGCCUUCUGUGCCACUGUUCAGAACCUGAGUGAUGCUCUUCCCCUUUUGAAGGGCCAUUCUUGGUGGAGCACAGGUGAAUAGUGGAUGUGAGCGUUGGUCUGGUCGGCAACUGAGAACCCAUCCUUAUAGGAGACUUUUCAGGAAAGCCCUGUUCCCUCAGCAAAUCCAUCCGAUUCCUUCUGUAUCUCUGAAGUGUCACCAUGAGAGUUAGGAAUUUGCUUUUCUGUUUUUUACCCUUUAAAAUAAAAUAAAAUAUACCUUCCUGAUCCUAUUGCUGCUAGAUGAAAAAGGAGACCGUAUAUAUUUGUCGAUGCCCUUUUCAGAAUCCUUCAAAGCCCCAGUGCUUAUUUGCUUAAAAGUUAGACUUCUAGCCAUCAUGACUGCAGCAGCUGAGGCUGAAAAUCUAACCGUGAGAAAGGCAGGAAGAUGUGAAAACCAAGAGGCAAAUUAUAGUGUGCCUGAAUGCUUUCCUUUUUUUCCCUCUCUUGUGACUUGAGCCCAUCUGUCAGGAUUUUUCGAAGGCUGACUCAGGCUUUUCACACUGAUGGUUAAUAGUAAGAAUAUCGUAGAACACGAGCAACUUGCCCGCCAAGUCUAAUUUGGCAUCUGCCAUGGAAAUGAUAUGCAGAUUGUUAAUUGCACAAACCUUAAAUAUUCAAGUUGUCUUUGGCUGUCUGUCUCAGGUAUAAAAAUAUAACUAUUUUAAUAUUUAUCUACAAACGGGGUAUCUGUUUAUACAUUUAUCUUUCACAUUUAUAUCCUGCCUUAUGGGCUUAGCCAGGAUCCUCAAGGCAGAUUAAUCUGGUGAGGAUGUCCCUGCAACCUAAAAAUAUAUAGUGAUUUUAUGAAAAUCUCACCUCUUUCUUCCCACUCCCCCAAACGAGAUGUAGAUCAUUUGAUAUUUGGGAAAUGGUCUUUUUGGAACACAUUUUAUAAUAUGUAGCUGGUAGGGAACAGUCCUAUGACACUAUCCUGUCUACAAAAACUGACUGACAGUACGAAAUCUUACGGAAUUUUCACAUGCCUUAUUAAUGCCUGGGUUUCUUUAAAAAAGAAAGAAAAAAGCUUAGCAGCUGUUGUUGGGCCACAGCUCCCACAAUCUCUGACCACUGCCCAUGCUAUAGUUAAUUGUUGUGGCUUUUUUCGCUUACCCCAUCCCACUCACAGUUGUGAAGAAUAUUCCAACGUUUGGAAUGGCCCAUGUCACCAUUAAGAAAAAGAGGUUGGAAUAGGCCAAUAGAUAUGUGGACUGUCCCGGGAUCAAGUGACUUUUCUUCUUUAAAUUCUUAAAGUAGCUCAGGUUAGUUUUCUGAACUAAAAGGUAAAGGGACCCCUGACCAUUAGGUCCAGUCGUGGCCGACUCUGGGGUUGCAGCGCUCAUCUCGCUUUAUUGGCCGAGGGAGCCGGCGUACAGCUUCCGGGGCAUGUGGCCAGCAUGACUAAGCCGCUUCUGGUGAACCAGAGCAAUGCACGGAAACACCGUUUACCUUCCCACAGGAGCGGUACCUAUUUAUCUACUUGGACUUGACGUGCUUUUGAACUGCUAGGUUGGCAGGAGUAGGGACCAAGCAACGGGAGCUCACCCCGUUGCAGGGAUUCGAACCGCUGACCUUCUGAUCAGCAAGUCCUAGGCUCUGUGAUUUAACCCACAGCGCCACUCGCAAGGUGUUUAACUGAGAAUCAAUCACAGUCAGUGCAUCAUUUGUAAAAUAAGACUUUAGAGCCACCUUGCCCCAAAAUGGCAACUGGACGUUCCAUUUUGGUGACUGUAACCUUGCUUUAAGGGGCCAUUUGGCACCUAGCUUAUACAUCUGAGUUUCUAAUACUGCUUUUGGUCACCAGUCGUGCCCCACUUGCUGAUGUCGCCCUUUGCUUGCUCAUGCAUUCGAAAUGAUUCCCUCCGUAGCACGUGGCUUGGCUUGCUCACUUGAGCCAGCUGCGGAGCUAAUCUCUCGGCAGCACAUCUGCUGUCUGUUUAUGGCACGCGGUAAUCUGAGUGGUGGAAGUUGAUGGGAGAGAGGCGGGAUUGGCAGGUGGGCGGGCUGGCUUUGCAGGAAAGGCUGCAUCUUUGCGGCCUCUUGGCUUCUCCCAGCAAUUCUGCGCCUUCAGAAGCACCAGCAGCUGCCUUGUGCUGAUUUAGAACCUUUUCCAUCCUGCUCAGUGUGGUCUCAGUUGACUGACAGUUGCUCUCCAGGGUUUCAGACAGGGAGCGUGCCAGCCCUACGUGGAGAUGGCGGGGAUUGAACCUGCGGCCGUCCGCGUGUAAGUCAGAUGCUCUGCCAGGGAGCUGCAGCCCUUCCCUUAAUGCCUGUGCUGUCAAAUGGCAUUUCAGAACCAAUUAGAUUAAAAUAAAAUCUCCGCAGAGUACCAAACGCAGAAAUAAGCCUGCAUCUGUGCAAGAGUUUUCAGUGUGGCAAGUGACAGCGCCAGCCUCAUCUCUACUGUGCUGAAUCUGGGAUACCUUCACCUUAAAAGCUGAUGAAAUUUCAGGCAACAGCUCUUUCACUGGGGGAGAAAAUGCCCCAACUAGUUAUGCAAGCCUGGCUAGCAAGUUAGACUCCCUGUUUUUCUCUCUUGCUUGGGGAUCUUGAUGUGCCUUCGUUCGUUGGCUUCUUCUUUGAACCUCUCCCAAAGGCUCUGCCACGCUGGGCACCCUGUGCCCCUGCGCCCUAAUCACAGCCAGCAAAUUAACAGAAUCCUGGCUUACCAUUUACAAAAGUCCCGACUGGGAAGGAGAGGGCUCUAAGCCUCCAUUAAUCCUACCUGAUGGUUUAUCUCUUUGAUCUGAUUGCUGCUGCGGUGGCUUUUAACAUGGUGGCUCCUUAAUCUGAUAUAGGGAGGGAGGCUGGAGUUUCCAAGCAGGUUGGGAUUAACUGGGUCUAAUCGCCUGAGCCUGUUAGAGGGCCCGUCUGCUGGAUGUGUGAUUAACAGUCGCGGGAUCCUUGCCGUGCUGGAACACACAGGGGGUGAAGGACAAAAUGGAAGGUGUGUCUGAGUUUGAGGUGGCAGGCAUCGAACCUGCAAAUCGUGCAGUCCACUUGGGGUUGAGUUUCCAGUGGCGAAGCCCCUGUUUUGUAUCAGGAUGGGUGGGGUUCUGCCUCCAGCAUCCUAAAUCUACAACACUUCUCAUUCUUUCUGGAAGUGCCAUUGUGGGGCACAGAGAUCAUUCUGCGCAGUACAUGUGAAAAGGAUCUAGGAGUCUUGGUUGACCACAAACUUGACAUGAGCCAACAGUGUGAUGCGGCAGCUAAAAAAGCCAAUGCAAUUCUGGGCUGCAUCAAUAGGAGUAUAGCAUCUAGAUCAAGGGAAGUAAUAGUGCCACUGUAUUCUGCUCUGGUCAGACCUCACCUGGAGUACUGUGUCCAGUUCUGGGCACCACAGUUCAAGAAGGACAUUGACAAACUGGAACGUGUCCCGAGGAGGGCAACCAAAAUGGUCAAAGGCCUGGAAACGAUGCCUUAUGAGGAACGGCUAAGAGAGCUGGGCAUGUUUAGCCUGGAGAAGAGGAGGUUAAGGGGUGAUAUGAUAGCCAUGUUCAAAUAUAUAAAAGGAUGUCACAUAGAGGAGGGAGAAAGGUUGUUUUCUGCUGCUCCAGAGAAGCGGACACGGAGCAAUGGAUCCAAACUACAAGAAAGAAGAUUCCACCUAAACAUUAGGAAGAACUUCCUGACAGUAAGAGCUGUUCGACAGUGGAAUUUGCUGCCAAGGAGUGUGGUGGAGUCUCCUUCUUUGGAGGUCUUUAAGCAGAGGCUUGACAACCAUAUGUCAGGAGUGCUCUGAUGGUGUUUCCUGCUUGGCAGGGGGUUGGACUCGAUGGCCCUUGUGGUCUCUUCCAACUCUAUGAUUCUAUGAUUCUAUGAUUCUAAGGGAGAGAUCAUAACUCCAUAGCAGAGCAUAUACUUUGCAUGCAGAAGGUCCCAGGUUUGGUGCCCUUCAGGUGAGGCUGGUCAGGGCUUCCCACCUGAAGCCUCAUAGAGCCACUGCCUGUCAGCGCAGACAGUUCUGAGCUAGAUAGACCCAUGAUAGACUUGGGAGAAGGCUGGUUCCUAGGUUUCUGCGGGUGUGGAGAUCAUUCUGUAACUUUUUUGUGGGAGGAUCUAGACCUGGAAUGUGGAGCCGGUGGCCUUUCAAAUGUUGUCAUACUACAGUUCCCACCAUCCCCCAUUGUCCGUGCUAGUGGGGCUGAUGGGUGCUGGCGUCCAGCGACACUUCGGGGGCACCAUGUUGUCUAGACUUCAGUAGCAUGGAGAACCUCAUGCACAAUGGUACAAAACCAAAUCCUAUCUUAGAUAGGCAUAGAAAUCCUGUGAAACAUGUCUGAUUCAUCUUUAUUUUAUUUAUAUUUAUUAAAAAAUUUUUAAUCCCUCCCUCCAAGGUGGACAUGUUCGUCUUUUCCCUUCAAUUUUGCCCUCCCAAUUUUGCCAUUUUACCGCUCUCCCUUCUGGCUCCCUUUGAGCAUUUUGGCCUGGCUGGAAUAUGCAACCCCCCCCCAGCCAAUGGAGGAUAGAGAUGGAGAUGUCUGAGUGUGUGCAGUAACUAGUAGGAAGUCUUGGAGCCAGAGUCUUCAUUGGAUGCCUGGCUUGUGUAAUGCAUGGUUACUCUACCUGCAGUCUAUUUAAUAUAUUGUAGACUGAGGGGAGAGGCAGGGAGGCUGGAUUUUAAAUCCCAGGGGCUGGGGACUGUGCAGGUGAGAGCCUAGUAGGGUAGCUUAUGUAGAUUGAGUGUUGAGAUCCUUGAGCCUUCCUCUGGGUGUAAGUGUAAAUGCCAGGCGUACAAAUGCCAAGCCCAAUGCAGAAGUAAUUAAAGCGCCUUUUGCAACCCGCUCAUUAAGUGCUGCUUCAUCUCUAAUUAAUCUAAUUGUGAUCCGCAGCACCCACACGGUCCUGCUUUUCUCUCUUUUUGCCCUCCGCAGCCACCUGUGGCUUUCCAGGUUCAGUAAGCUACCAAAGGGGAACAGUUUGCAGGCGGGGUGGGGUCUUCUUAGAAUUGCCUGUAUCUGGAGUUGGAAAAACCAAGUGUCUUGUUACUGGGCGCAGGGUUUGUUUUGUUUUGUUUUUUUGAAAGAGAAGCAUCAAGGCUCAAGGUUAGCCACAAGUUUUAAAGACAUCUGCUCUCUUUAUCAGGAGAGUAACAUUCUCCCUGUAACCAGCCCCAGUCACCAGUCUGCCCAGGCCAUUUUGGACCAGCUGGAGCUUCUAAACACUUACCACCGUCAGCCCCAAAGACAUGAGACACGCCAGGCACAGUCUGGGCCCAUGUUGACUGUCUUGGCAAAAGCUAAGGAUGAUUCCCUGUAAAGUUAAAAAAAAAAAAAAAAAGUUUUUGGGCUUGCAGGAGGUUGGGCUAAAUGACCCUUUGGAUUCCUACAGUUCUAUGAUUCUGUGACUUGAUGGGCCUUUGGUCUGACUGAUGGAUCCUUGACCAAGCCUUCAUAAUCCUAGAACACAUCCAGCACUCACCAAAGGGAGCUGCAGGGAAAGAGCAACCGCAGCAGACGGUCUCCGUCUUCCAGGAUAGUUGGUUCACCGUGGGUGAUCCUUUGUUUACAAUUGGCCAAUACGUGAAAUUCUUCAGCCUAACUAGUCCAAUCCCAUCUCUUUUGCAGGCUGCGGGAACAGUGCUCUGAGCUACAACCUCUUCCAGCUGGGCUAUACAGACAUCACCAGCAUUGACUACUCACCCAUAUGCAUUGCAAGCGUGCAAGACCGCUAUGCCCAUUGCCCAGGCCUGCACUGGGCAGUGAUGGACGCCCGGGCCUUGACCUUUGUGGAUGGGAGCUUUGAUGUGGUGUUGGAGAAGGGCACUCUGGAUUCCAUGAUGGUGGAAGAAACAGACCCAUGGAAUGUCUCCUCUGAGGCUAGGAUGCUUCUGGAUCAAGUGUUAACUGAGGUGAGCGGCAAGAAUUCCUGUUGGUACCUGGGCUGGAUGGCACCAUCUUCAGCCAUUUCCAUGUGUGGCUUCUUGAAUCUUGGCCUGUUACCAAACUUUAAGGACAUUAGACAAGCAUCACUACAUUUGUUUUUUUCUUGCUUGCUGUUCAGUGCUGCAGAAUCACACAUCUCUGAUGGGAAAAAUCUAUCCUGGCUUAUGAUUCUAGUCCUCAUGUUCAUGACUGCAAAGUAUCUGAUCUCUAUCUCUGUCCCAUAGUCUGGCCUUCCGUCAUGCUGCUAUCACACAGCUCCUUUCCGGGUGGGGGUGGGGGGCAUUCCACAAACCCCAAGAUCUGCAAAGGCUGAAAUAUUGGAUCCAGAGCAAGGAAGCAAACUGCCAAAGCCCAUUCAAAAUAUUUUAUUUAUUAAAUUUAUAUGCUGCCCUUCAUUCAAAGAUCACAGGGCAAUUUACAGUAGAAAAACACAAAAUGCAUAAUAUAAUAAACAAACAAGCAAUAUAUAUAAAAACUGAUCCUCGCAAAUGAAUCUGAAUGUGUGAUAUUGAGUUCACGAGAUACAAAAUGUAGAUUGCAAACACAGCUUAGGCAGCCCUAGAAAUCUUGUCUUCCCCCUCCAUUUUCCAACAUAUUCCCCCCUGACUACUUCUAGAAAAAGUGUGGAUUGGGCUCAUAUAUAUAACACAUUGAAUCACCCAAAAAACUUUUCCCUUUAAACGGGGUUGUUGGAGUGGGGGACCCUGUCUUGUCCUACGUUCUACCUGUGUUUCACGACUGAUCCUGACCACGACGCCCCUUCCAUGGCUUCCUAAAAUUGGCAGCAGUCCUCCUGCAAGAAGUUUUGUAAGGAAGACUAUGCGAAAUAUUGCAGAGAAAAUUUAUGAAUAGAAUUACUAGUUAAGGAUUAUUAAAAGUAAUAGUGAAAUUAAUGAAAUGCAGAUUAAGUGAUAAAGAGCGAAAAAUCUACAGAAGUAGCUGAUGGAAGUCCAAAACAUUGUGUAAGAUAAGAAUAUAUGUUAUAUGAUUUUUGGAAAAUAUAUGUAAAAUUUAAUUUUAAAAAUAUUUUUUUAAAAAAAAUUGACAGCAGUCCUCAGCCAAGUCAAGAUGGUAAAUGACAGUCAGAUAAAGGGCAGCAUGCCUCUCCCCCCCCCAAAAAAAAUCUCCCUCCCAUUAUGGUGUUUGAUAAUCAGCCUGUAGCUCCUUGUUCCCCUAGGGGUUUGAUACCAUUCUGCAAUGGGGGGGGGGGGGACAGUUGUGAAGAUGCACCCAAAGCAUUUGCUGCCAGAGGGAGGGGGGAAGGGGUUGGGCGGGGAAGGAUAGGAUUCAUUGGCGGGGGGGGGGGGGACGAACAAUUUCCCAAGCAAGCUUAUUUUGGGGAUGAUAACAAGAAAGCAGAGUCAACAGCACCCUGCGCCAACAAAGGGGGGGGCGUUAUAGUUUGUUUUCGUUCUUGCUUUUAUCUUGUAUUUUGUGGGGGUUUUUUAAUUUUUAUGUUGCAGAUGAAGGCCGGCAUACAAGUUUAAUAAAUAAAAACAAACAGCACUUGUUGGGGCUCUGAUGGCGGAAGAGUGUGGCUUCUCCUCACCCCCAUCAGUUUUUCUUCCGCCGCACCCCCCCCCCACUCCCAACCUUUUAGUAUCUUGCACAUUAAUGUAUUGGGGGGGGGAUCUCUUCCCUCUUUCUCCACCACAAAAAGAGAGAGAAGGCCCAGCUUGAAUCUCCCCGGUUGCCAUGGCAAUGCCGCUCUGUCAUCAAUGGCUGCUUGCAGAUGGCAGGGUUUGAGUCGGGAGGAGAGAACUUCUUUUUCAUGUUUUUCUGGCUAAAGGGGUAGCCCCAGGGAAGUGUCCUGUUUGCAGCAUUUCCGUGGGACUUGCAUUUUGGGGGGCGGGUUGGUAGCGGCAGCACGGGGAUGUGGGGGAACAGCUCACAGCAGGCUGAGCAUCUUCACCCCUGGGGAGAGGGUGCACUGUUGUUGCCAAUAGGCCUCUGGCGUCUUGGGCUAAGAAAGUGGGGGGGGGACAGAAUGUGUUGAUAUCCAGUGCCCCCCAACCCCAUUUUGCCUGUCUUCCCCUCUUAUUUGCUUCAAGGAUCUCUCUUUUCUCCUUAAAUCCCCCCACCCCCCAAAAAAAUGGUCAGCUGGUUCUCCCUGUUUCCAUGGAAACCCUCAUCCCUAUUGACUAGGCCAUGCCAUUGCAAUAGGGACAGGCAAUGCCUCCAGGCUGUUAUUAAUUGGUCUGAUGUGUCCAUAGCAGCGGGAACCAUAUUGAAUUUGGCUGUGUGUGUUUUAUUUUUAUUUUUUUGCGGGGGGGGCGUUAGGAAAGUACAGGAUUGGAAAUCGUGGAUGCUUCUACGCUUAUUCUCGCUCUCUCCUCCAAUCUCAAGUCUUUCCCUACAGUCUUCUCCUCCUGCAUUUCUCCCUCCUGGCUCUGUAUUUUCAGGGCUCUUUUUGCAUGCAUGUGGGGUGUAAAGUGGUGAAAGAUCUUUGCUGAGUUUCCACCAAAGGAGAUGGAGGGGGGGGGAAUGUCUUCACUUGCUUGGGACGAAUGCCCACGGGUGGCUAGUGGGUGGUAUCUAGCCUAGCUCCACUCACGAGUAGACCCACUGGAAUGAAUACGCAGGGAUGCAGGAAGCUGCUGUCUGCUGAGGCAGGCUGCUGAUCCAACCAGCUCUGUAUCUCCAACACUGACUUCCAGCAGCUCUCGAGAGAUUCAGACAGGGAGCCAUUCUCAGAUAUACCUGUGGAGGCUUUGUAUCCUUCUGUAUGUCAAGGCAAGUGCUCUACCACUGAGCCAUUAAUUUCAGUGGACCUACUCUGAGUAGGGUUAAUGUUGGAUAACCCCCACAGUAGCUCUAGAGCAGCUGGAGUCGCUUUGCCUCCCGUUCUGCCUCUGCCUCUCAUUUUUCCCCGUCUGAUUUCCCACCCAACCAAUCUCCUGCUUGAGUGCUUUCACUGGGUGAUUCCAUGGGUCAGUCCCUCUCCUCUCUGCUGCUGCCCUUGAGGGAUCCUGCCAUGUAGGUCCCUUGUGUCUCUCUGGCAGAGGCAGGCGAGGGGAUCAAUCCUCCCCUGCCUGCACCCCCCCUCCCCACAGAGAGGCUUCCUGCCCCACAAACUCCCCAGCCCUCCUGAGGAACCGGGAGACUCUCUGGCCGGCAUCCUCAGAUGACCUUUGCUGUUGAGCAGAGAGGCAACAUCUGUGCAAGGUCUCCUGGCGAGGGGCUGGGUGCUUUGGAGUGAUCUCCCAUUUCCCUUGGACCUAGCAAGCCAGGCUGUAGCGACAGAGCCGUUUAAAGUGACUCCAGAAUCUCCACUUCAUUUCAGCCAUUUCCAGAGAAAAAUGUUUGGGGGGGGGGUUGGAGAGAGAGAGAGGAGGCAGACGGAUGAUUGACUCAUUUUGUUAAAUCUGGCACAUCAGAGUAAAAGGGUUUUCUCUGUGCUGUCUUUACAAAGGUGAGCUGUCAAAGGUGUGAUAAAGUUCUAGUCAAGAAUUCUAUCGCCUCAUAUAUUUAUUUAAAGUUUGGUGCUUAAAAAAAACAACCCAACACAAUCCCACGCUAUAGCCAACUUCCAGAGUAGUUUCCAGAUCGAUAAAAAUGAGAACGUCUCUCCCCUCAGGCUUUCGAUCUUAACAGGGCACAGGACCAAAGGAAAAUGCGCAGGGAGGGAGGAGGAAAUAAGCAAGCUCAGGUUCAAGGUCUUGAUUGCUAGUUGUUCUGAUGGAAAGAAAAGUUCAAGGAGAGGAUGCUCCAAAGGCUGCCAGUCUUUUGGCUGUUGCUAGUGGAGUGGCCUUGUAUCCUACCUGUUCCCUCUUCUUCUGCAGCCGGGCUUCUGGCAGGUGACAAAGAGCCUCCCUCCUGCUGCAUGUUAUUGUGCUGAACGUGGAAAAGGUUCGCUACACAAGUGGCAGUCUUUGACAUCAGAAAGAGGGGUUUUGUGUCACCAUCACACCUUGCUGCAUGUGGGAAGCCUUGUUAUGUUGAGAAGCAGUAAAACACGCACACACAAUGGUAACCCCCCCCCCACCUGCAGUAUGAAGUGGCAUGAUCCAAAAGUUUAGCAUCUUCUACUCUAGUGCACAAAGGAGGUUGCAAACUUGUGCCUGGACUGUACCAUUUCAGGCUGAAGGUGGGGAUUCACAUGAUUGAAUGCCCCUCCACACAACAAACCAGUGUGAUGUGUAGGAAGUCAGGCUACAGCACCCUUUGCCCUUUCAUGCUAGUCUUCAGGGAAUGUUUUUGUGAGCUUUCACCUGCUACGUUCUGAAUUGGUUUAUUCCAAGUAUAGGUUUACCAUCUGAAUUGAGAACUAGGCAAGGCAGGGGGCACCAGCCUUUUUGGGAAGGGGGCAAGUAGGGCAUAUUUGUAAUUUUGAGAAAGUGCCCUGGCUACCACUCACAAAAUGGCUGCCGUGGGGGCAUGGCACAAUGGCUGCCAUGUCUUUAUGAGCAGAAAAAAGAGUCAGGGCCAUAAAAGGGUGUGGACAUGUUAGCUUAUCCGCUACCCCGUCCAUGGGGCGCUGCACUCCAUCACAGAGAAAAGCUCUUUGCGCCUCUCCUCUACUCAGAAUGGAAGGGAGGCUGCAUGUCCUCUCCUAGAACAAUAGAAUCAUAGAAUCAUAGAGUUGGAAGAGACCACAAGGGCCAUCGAGUCCAACCCCCUGCCAAGCAGGAAACACCAUCAGAGCACUCCUGACAUAUGGUUGUCAAGCCUCUGCUUAAAGACCUCCAAAGAAGGAGACUCCACCACACUCCUUGGCAGCAAAUUCCACUGUCGAACAGCUCUUACUGUCAGGAAGUUCUUCCUAAUGUUUAGGAGGAAUCUUCUUUCUUGUAGUUUGGAUCCAUUGCUCCGUGUCCGCUUCUCUGGAGCAGCAGAAAACAACCUUUCUCCCUCCUCUAGGUGACAUCCUUUUAUAUAUUUGAACAUGGCUAUCAUAUCACCCCUUAACUUCCUCUUCUGCAGGCUAAACAUGCCCAGCUCCCUUAGCCGUUCCUCAUAAGGCAUCGUUUCCAGGCCUUUGACCAUUUUGGUUGCCCUCCUCUGGACACGUUCCAGUUUGUCAGUGUCCUUCUUGAACUGUGGUGCCCAGAACUGGACACAGUACUCCAGGUGAGGUCUGACCAGAGCAGAAUACAGUGGCACUAUUACUUCCCUUGAUCUAGAUGCUAUACUCCUAUUGAUGAGGCCCAGAAUUGCAUUGGCUUUUUUAGCUGCCGCGUCACACUGUUGGCUCAUAUCAAGUUUGUGGUCAACCAAGACUCCUAGAUCCUUUUCACAUGUACUGCUCUCAAGCCAGGUGUCACCCAUCUUGUAUUUGUGCCUCUCAUUUUUUUGCCCAAGUGCAAUACUUUACAUUUCUCCCUGUUAAAAUUCAUCUUGUUUGUUUUUGCCCAGUUCUCUAAUCUGUCAAGGUCAUUUUGAAGUGUGAUCCUGUCCUCUGGGGUGUUAGCCACCCCUCCCAGUUUGGUGUCAUCUGCAAAUUUGAUCAGGAAGCCUCCUUCCUCCUGGAAGCCUGUGAGAUGUGGACAUGCUCAAGCUGGUGUGUUCGAUGGAGGAGAGACUGUGCUUGCGCAAACAGGAACUGAAGAGGACGAGCAAACAAUGCGCUGUUGAUUCAGGCGCCAUCGAAGCUCCUCGUGAGCGCUAGUGGUGCACACUGCUUGUAAGGGUUAGAUAGCCAGCCUCAGAGCUAAACGGAUUCGUGGUGUAUGGAUCUUGGCUCCUUCGCCCAAUGCAUUGCAGCUCCAAAGUGUUGCAGAGAUAGGGUCCAAAGUCUGGAUCUGCAGUCCUAGAAACAAUACUUCCCUGCUUCUCUCCCCUCUUCAGUUUAACAGCCCCCCAGAGACUCUGCAAUAGCUGCCAGUUGGCCAAAGUCCAUGCAGCUGUCUCUAAGCAACAGCAUUUCCUGUUCUGAUAACUGCAGGCUGCCCUGGCAAAGGGGAAAGCUUACUGGAUCUCAUUCAGCGAAUAUGAUGGGCCCACUUGGAAUCUUUUCCUCUCUCCCUCUCUCUGUGCCUCACUUGUGUUAGAAACUUGGUUCAGGAGCUGGAGCAGAACAUCUCUCUUCCCUCUCCCUCCUUCCAUUCAGGUGGACUUGGGUGCAUCUUCUGCACAUAGACACAUAGACACACACACCUCAUCCGCACUGCUUGCUAUCCCUUGACACCAGUUUACAUUGGAAGAACACAGCCCUUAAUUCCAGUCUAAUCCCAGUUCCUAUAUGGGACCAACGAGGUGAAUUAGAAUUCCCUUCUCUGAGAGCCAGUGGUUGUGUAAACUGGAGGUGGCCUGCUAGGAAAUCCACAGGGCAAUUUUUUUAGGGUAGACUUGACCUGCAAUAUUGAAAUCCAGGUCUAGAUAAAUAAGAACAUAACACCCAUCUAGUCUAGCAUCCUGUUCUCACAGGGUCCCUGUGGGAAACCCAUAAUUGGGAUGGUGCACAAGAGCACUCUCCCAUUCUUCAACUGUUACGCAGAAGAAUUAUUGCGUCUGACUGGAUUUGUCUAAUUCUCCUUUAAAGCCCUCUAGGGUGGGGCCAUCAUGGGCUCCUGUGGGAGCGAGUUCCAUACUUUAAGUAUACGCUGCCAGUUGAGCCUUCCUGCCACAGGUGCUGCCACCGAAAAGGCCCUGCCUCCUCCUUUGGCACAGAAGGUCCACCAAGGAAGAUCUUGAGACAAGGACAGGGACGGGGGACCUGAGCUUCUCCAGGUGUUGUUGGACUCCAGUUCCCAUCAGCCCUAGCCAGCAAGGCCCAGUGGUGGGGGGAAUGAGUCUGGCAACAUCUGGAAGACCCCAGGUUGUCCUUCCCUCUCCUGGAGGUGUGCUGGUGCCAAACCAUUUAGGCACGGCGGCAUGCCAUGUUGAAGGAAGCCCCACAUUGUGUAACAAUAAUUCGCCUUCUGUUACUUACAUGUGGAUUCUCAACAGACCUCCUGCGUUUAGGCUUUUGGGGGCUAGCCUGGACUUCCCCAACAUCGGACCCUGCAACUAUUUUGCACUUCAGUCCCUUUCGGCCUCAGGCAGCCUAGCCAGCAGUUAUAUCUAUGACUCUCGGAUAAAGAAGCAAUGUAGAGCCUGGCUCUUUCCCAGAUCUGCCUAGUAAUUAAGCAAAUCGCAGGAUUAAACCAAAGCAGGCUUCUCCGGGCUAGAAAGUGAGAGUGAAGGGACUUUGUUGGACCAUUUCAAGCACUGCCCAAGGCAGCCUGAGUUUCCAAAGCUUUUUGACAAACUUCUUCCCAGUCGUGAAAACUUGGCGCACGCUCCUCCUGCGCCAAGAGGCCGAUUUCUUCACCAUGAGGACCACGAAGGCAUUCAGCUGUGUGCAAUGCCUGGGUGUCUUCUUCGGUCAAGGUGACUUGAAUCCUGCAACCUGUCUAAAUUAUGCAGCAUUGCACAUUUAUUCCUGAGGUUGCAGGAUGUAUAUUUCUUGUGGUGUUCUCAUAGAGGGGAGGGUGGGGAGUGAUGAGGACCUCCAGCCCUCGUCCCCUUGAGCAUUGGGGACACUGCUCAGCACCCUCUUCUGUGAUUUUGCCAGAUACUGCUCAUAGUGCUUUAAAGCAGUGGUUCUCAAACACUCUUUCCUCUGGGACACACUUUCAGAAUAGAAAUAUCAUUGCGCCACACCAAAUUCUUUUAUUGAUAAGAAAUACAACACAACCAGGAUUGUCCUAAGUAUCUCUUGAUGCUCUUGCCCUUGUUUUGAAAAGAUACCUAUCCACAUUCUGCAAAUAAAAAUAUACUAUUUUGGUGCUAUACUACAAUGCACUGAAAUGUUGAAAUGUUUUUUGGAUGGCCCUUGAAUCGUCCAAAUGAAGAAGAUAUAAAAUGCUGAUAAACAGCACUCUGGAAGACGGGACAGCACACAGGGAAACAGAUGACCCUCAAAGCAUGCUUGUGGCUGAGUGCAAUUCUUCCUGGCCACACGAGCAAAAGUAUAUCCCACUUGGGGACCGGGAAACGUCAAAACACAAGGACUUCCGAGUUCCUUUUUUGCUUAAUCCAACCCUCGAAAUCCAGCAUGGAUUUAUGUGCUGCAGCGGUUUCGGACGCCUGCCUGUCCCCCCUUCUGCAACGGCGAGCUCCUUCUUCUCCCCAUAAUCCUCUUCCCCCCCCCCCCCCGAGCUGCAGAAAAAACACCCUCCUGUCUCUCCCUCUUUCUGUGUCUUUCUUACAAUCCCCUUUGCUCCAUUCUAAGAGGACUCUUGCAGCCUCCUGCUACAGGCUGUUCCGGUUAACUGGUGAGUCAUGAGAGAUGAAGGGCAUUCAAUCCCCACCUGUCAUGGGGAGGAGGGGGUCCGGGCAGCAGAGGGCGGGGGUGUUUCCUGGGCUCCGCUGGGUGCGCACCACCGGCAAGAGCUGCGCAGCACAGUGCAGGGCGGGGAGGGGGGAGAGGGGGAGGAAGCAGCCGGGCAGGCAAAGUGCUGGCGGCCGAGCGCCAACAGCAGAGUUUAGCAUGCCGAUCACGCCGUCGCUGGCCGUAAAUGCCUUUGACUUUGGAUAAAGCCAAGCAAGAAAAUUGAUGUUCUUUUCCAUCCUAUUAGCAGGAGCUUAGUUCCAACGAGGAGAAAAUGAUGAUUAAAAGGGUCAAGUCCACUCGGCUUCAAACAAGACGUACCUUGGACACAGUGUCUCUUUAAAAUCUUGGCUCAGGAAUGUUCUGGGGAGACGGUGGGGAGCAGGAAGAGGAGGAGGAGAGUGGAUGCUCAUGAAGCAAGGAUGGAAGCAGGGUGCCUUGUUCUCGGCUCCACGCCACUGGUUUAAAUGCCCCCCAAAGGCAAGACAUUAUGUUGCCGUUAUUACUACAUACUACCUGUGCAGUAGGACCAGAGCUCAGGAGCAGAGCAUCUGUGUUGCAUCUAGAAGGCCACAGGUUAAAUCCCCAGCGACUUUCCCAAGUGGCCGUUGCCAGCCAGGUAGGCCAUCGGCGGCUCUUCUCCAAGGCUGGUGCUUGUAGGAGCUGUGGCCCAAAUGGGGAGGGUUCUCUGACCAAGAGAAGUAAUAACUGCCUUGCUGCAUCAGCACAAGCCCCCCUCCCCCCCCAGCAGUCUGUUAGAUAGAGAUGGGCAUUUAUAAGAAAUCACAAAGGCAAUGACCUUUCCCUGUGUUUCCCCACAUUUGAGUAGCGGGGAAGAUUGGUGGUGUUGGUAUUCAGGGGCCCUUGCUGCACACGGUCACUGACGUUCAAGCCAAAGGCAGAUGCUUCCAUGAUUUAUGCAUGUUUAAGACUUUCUGUCAUGAGGUCUAGAAACUUGCAAGCUGCAUGCCAGAACAGAAUGGUGAGUGGGAGAUAGGUGUGCCAAGUGACACAGUUCUGCUCUGUGGUGUGAGGCAAGGGCAGAGGAGGAAAGGAGAUCCCAGCAGCUUGCAAUGAGUCCUCUGAAAUGUUGUCCCUCUUUUCCUCCCAGGUGAGCAGAGUCUUACGCCCUGGUGGCCGGUUCAUCUCCAUCACCUUUGCUCAGCCGCACUUCCGUAAGCGCCACUACGCCCAGCCGGCCUACGGAUGGUCCGUCCGCCACACCACAUACGGGAGCGGAUUCCACUACUUCAUCUACGUCAUGCGGAAGGGCGAGGAGCUGUCCCCUUCCGACUUAGCACUGGGGCAGAGCCUGCACCUGCCUCCCCAGACUCCGCCCCCUGUACACUACCUCCAGGACCCAGACAGUGAGAAUUUUCUCUCUGCCAUUGACCUGUGAGCGGCUGGCAAGGAAUGGGGUGGGGUGGUGAGAGGGGGCACAUAAAACUGCUCUCGUGACCCCGUGCCAAUCUGCCUGCUGCUGCUGCUGAACUGCCAGAGUCAACAUUUUCUCCCAAGUCAUUUUGGGCAAUUUCCUGCAUACAGUAUUCAUUUUUUGAAUUAAGAAAGAAAGAAGGAAGAAAGCUGCAGUUGGCAACGGGAGCCAAUUCCCCAUGGAACUGGAUGGGAACGUUUUCUGCAGCCAAAUCUCUUGUAAGAAAGGAACAUUUCCCUCCCCCUUUCUGCAUCUUCUCUUGUGCCUGCACUUUGGAGCUGCGAACCCCGUCCCUGGAAAGGGGCGAGGUGUUGGAAACUCUGUUGUUGUUUUUAAAUCUCACUGCUGUGCCUUGAAAUCCCGCGAUCCCCAGGUUCUGCUGGGGUGGUGCUAUACAGAGCGGGCUCCUUCGCCAGGCCUCUCUAUGGAGAGGAAGAUCUAGAGUCUGUGGCCGCCCUCUCUGCCAUCUUGAAAUGUGGCUUUAUUCCGCUCAGCUGGAUUUUUAAAGGCAAGUGACUGCCAGUGCUGCCUUCACAUCUGGCCCUGCCUGUGACAAGUGGCAGAACAGAAGGCCCAGGACAAUUCUCUUCUGAGGCUCUCUCACACUCUUCAGGGUCCUCUACAGCAUUCCACUAAAAUAUCCCAGAUUCUGCAACUUGGAACCACAGUUCUGCAAUCUGAAUUCAUUGGGCAGAUUAACCAUGAGCAUAAGAGUGGAAUUCCGCAUGCUUUGUCUGUUUUGCUUUGGAUAAUUUUUUAUGCCAAAUCGAACGGUGGAAGCUGUGUCACUUGCUGGGAAAGGGGAAUCAGAUUUAACUAGAAGCAAAGGAGGAGCAGGGUUCCUCUUUCCGUUGUCAUUGUAUGCAGAAAUUGUGCGCAUAAUUGUGGCUUUGUUUAGCAGGAGUGAAAAGUUGUGCCUCUCUUCUGCACAGGCAGAGCCAUCCCCUUUGCAUCUGGUCCUGGAUAGCCUUGCAAAACAUGUCUGUCCCAUGGAAUUAGGGUGAAGGUCCAUUGGAUAUUAACAAAAGCUGUUGUUGAUUUGAAAUGCGUAGAGAAACAAACUUCAUUUAAGCAUUUAGAAACCAGACUAAUGUGCCAUUUCAGUUUUUAGUCCUACAAAGAUCAUGAUGACUAGAACCCUCACUGCCCUGUUUUUAAUGCUAGUGCAUUUUUAGUAACUGCACACAGUGUGUGGGCUAUACAUACUGGGGAAAGAGGAUCAGGUGCAAGGUCAUCAUUCAUAUGAAUAGCAUUUCCUGGUUAGGACUAGUAAAGAAAGUGAUACUUAAAUUAUAGAUAGGGUUCAGUGUGUAUGCCACAACUCUUAAGGAGACUAGAUAAUGCAUGUAAUGUAAAAUUGAGAGUUUUGUGUGUGUGUUUAAACACGCACAUUUCUAGUUCUUAACAGCUGCAGAAAUGUGCUUGAAAACCUGUCAUCUCCUGUCUCGGAAGCUUGAGUUAGCAUUUCCCAUUUCUGGGUGAAGAGGUUCUGCGUACCCAGCGCAGACCUUUAUUCCACGUCCAAGAUCCCAUCUCGUCUUGCAUCCCGUUUCCUUAAGUUGCAGGCCAGAUGCUUCCAGCCCCACCCAAGUUGUUACUCCCUGCACAAGUGAGAUGGGAUGGUGGCUACAAACCACAAUGGCCCAGCCCUGCCUCUCUGGCUGGAAGCCGUGUGCUUCUGGAAACCACCAGAGGAGAGAGUUGUUGUUGAGCUCAGGUCCUGCUUGCAUCUGGUUGACCACUGUGAGAACAGGAUGCUGGACUAGAUGCGUCCUUUGGCCUGGUCCAUCAAGCUCCUCUCAACGUUCUUGCUGCCUCUGAGGUUUUGUUCGGCUCUCAUGCUCGAUAGCUGUUGCUCUCCUCCACAAUAGAACCUUCCCAGGACUAGUAAACUCAAUAAUGUUGUUUGAAAUAAGAGUUUCAUGGGGUUUUUUAAUACAGGCUGUUCUUGAUGCACAAUUUGGAGGGUUAAAUUGAUGCAGAACUUAAUAUUUAUUUAUAUUUGCACAGAGCAAACAUGCAUACCGUUAAGUGAAAUCAGCAGGCAGGAUAAAAUCAGGACCUGGAACACACUGGGAUCUUUGUUUCACAACAGGCAAACCGUGGGUCCCGGGCAGAAUAAAACAGCCCCACCCCACCCCUAGUUUGAAGAGGGGAGGCCAACUCAGGGGAAGGAAAAAGCCCAGUUCACCCUCAGAAAAAACUCUGGACCAAACUUGCCGGGAGCUCUUCCUUUGGCAGGUCACUAACAGGCCUUGCCCAGGGUUACUGAGUCAUUCACAUAGGAAGAUGACAGUGUUUAGUAGUGGUUAGAGUACCAGACUAGAACCUUGGAGACCAGAGUUCAAAUCCCUGCCUGGCCACAAAGCUCACUGGGUGACCUCAGGCCAUUCACUGCCUCUCAGCCUAACCUACCUCACAAAGGUAUAUGUGCAAUGAAGUAAUUAAUUUAAUUUAAUUAAACUGACGUCCACUUUGCAACAGUACUUCAGGUUUCCGGAGAAGGGAACAUUUCCAACCCUACCUGGAAAUGCUAUUGAGGAUUGAACAUUUGGCAAGCAGGGCAGGUGCCCUGCCAACAAGGCUCAGUCAGUAGAGUGCGAGACUUUUAACCUCAGGGUCGUGGGUUCGAGCCCCACGCUGGGCAAAAGAUUCCUGCAUUGCAGGGGGUUGGGCUAGAUGACUCUCGUGGUUCCUUCCAACUCUACAAUCCUGUGAGUCCCCGAGCGACACCUGAGUGAUCCCUGACAGAUGGCAGCUUGCCUCUGCCCCGUGGCCUCGAUACAGCUCUGCAAAGGUCCCUGCCAGGCCGUGCAGAAUUUCACGGCUGCCCGGCAGUGAGCAAAGGGUGUUUGUGUUAAAGGGCGUUGUGUUCAGUGGCUUCCGGGCAGAGCCCCUGCCUCAUUACCUCUGCUGCCACCCCCUCCGUUGGUUAAUGUUGGAGGAAGUCCAGCUGCCUGCUCUUUGUGGAUGUUAAUGAAACUGCCAGGGAACCUGUGAAUCAUUUUAAUGCUCCCCAUCCGUCUUGCAUGAGGAAGAGAAGGGAAGGGACCACUGUACUGCCUCUUCUCUCUCUCUCUCUCUCUCUCUCUCUCUCUCUCUCCUGCCGAUGCAGAUCUCACAGGAGCUGGGGGCGAGGGGGGGAGAGAGAAGUGCGCAGAGAUGGAGGCUUUCUGUUUCAUCUUCUGCCAUAAGCAAAUUGCUUUAAUCCUGUUUUUCUCCCUUGAAUAAUUGGGAAGCCCAGUCCUCGUGGGGGAGGGGGCACAGCACUGGGUGCCUAGUUUUCAUCUCAGUAGUUCCUCUUCCUCUGCACAAUGAUGUUCACUUAGAAACCAGCAUUUGCCUCUUCUCUUCUCCCCACCAGCAUUUGAUGUUUCCAGACUGAGCAUCCUGGAAUUUGUGGAUGUGACUUAAUGGGCUGCUACAUCUCCCUCCCCCCUUCCCUGCUACCCUUUCUCUCUCCCCCCCCCCCCUCACCUACCUACAGCCACAAAACGUGCAGAUAUCUUUUCCAGAGUUCACAGGCUCUCGCUUUAACAGAAAUAGUUCGGUGCAGCAGCGAUAUUCACAAUGGCAUCUGUGCACUUUUUUGCAAGCAAGUGAAUGCAAUUGGUGGAGAGAGAGGCCAUCCCUUGCCUGCUUUCCACAUCUCUCUUUUUACCAUGAAUUGAUUUGGCAUCUGCCUUUAACUGCAAAUUAGAAGUGUGGGUAAUUAUUUUUUAAUAAAAAAAAAGUGAUUUAAUCAGAGUCUUCUCUCCCUCUGAAGGGGUGUCCAGGGCUGUUUAUAAUAAUCUCUGCACAUCUCCCCCCCCCUCUUUCAUAAUGUAAAUGUUACAGUUAUAUAAAUGACACAAAGUGCCCCUCAAAGCAGGAUGCUCAAAACCCAAACUGUUGUGCACUUUUAAAUUUGCAAAAUAAGCUACAAGUAUGUGUUCUGUGUACAUCUCUCAGAUCGGGAGAAUGUAUUCUGAAAUCAUGUCUCGGUACAGUUAAAUGUCUUACAAGCAUUAAAAGGCACUUUGUGUUUUGAUGACAUUUAUUGGGGGUUGGGGUUUUUUAACCCAAAAUCCUCCUCUUUCCAAUGUUUGUUAGUUCUUGGGUUUUUAACCAGCUAUUAUAAGUAUGAGGCAAUUCAGAUAUGAGAGAAUGGAAUUCAUACCCCAAACCUGCCAAGGGUGAAUUGUUUGUGACCUUGGCCUGGUCACCAUCCCUCAGCCUUGCUUCCCAAUUUGUAAAAUGGGUAAAAAAAACCAACCAUGAAGACACUUUGAAGUUUAGAAGUGUUGUGUAACAGAUGAAGGCUUUCCAGGAAACUUCAUGUAGGCCUGCUUGGACAUUAGUAUCGAUGCUCAACUCUCAUUUGCUUGGAUAAAAAUAUAAUGUGUAGUUACUUUGCUGUAAAAUCUCAUUCAUUCUGAC
This is a messenger RNA of Podarcis lilfordi (Lilford's wall lizard), 24464 nucleotides long. NCBI's taxonomy places the organism in Eukaryota, Metazoa, Chordata, Lepidosauria, Squamata, Lacertidae. The record is from the annotation of a GenBank genome assembly.